AUGACGCCUAAUAUGAGGGCCACUGCCACGCUCUAUUCGCUGGUGUUGAUGCGAUACGAGCGACAAGUGCCUGAGCCAGCGAGGGCGGACUUCACCAAAGAGAACGUACGUUCGUCAAUUCUUAUUCCAACUAAAAUGCAAAAUAAGAUAAUCAAAGAGGGGGAAAAUGGGAAGAUGACUUGGGUGGCUGAGUGGGCCCAGGUCCAAGUUGAGCUAAUCAGGUGUCCAAAUUUGAUGCUAGGGAAAUAUUCCAGAAAUUCUGCCCAAGUACUCUUCCCGCCACAAGAGCGGGUGCCUCUGCUCACCAGCACCCACACCGGUGAAAUCCCGAGGCGAUUUCUGCCAUUCGCUCACACCAGCUCUGAUUGCGAGAAAACCCGCAACAUUCGUUCGGAGUCAG
This is a messenger RNA of Acaulospora colombiana, 400 nucleotides long. NCBI's taxonomy places the organism in Eukaryota, Fungi, Glomeromycota, Glomeromycetes, Diversisporales, Acaulosporaceae. The record is from the annotation of a GenBank genome assembly.